AUGGCAAAUGCACAGAAGGUUGCAAACAUAUUUGAGCUUGCCUCAGUUGCCUUUAAAAAACUGGCCGAACUAACCCUGGAUCUAAAAAUAUUUCAAGCUCAGGCUGAACAAGGUCCCUCAACUAGCAGUCGUUGGACAAUCAUAGAAGUAGAUCAACUGAAGGACGCCAUUGCACGUUUCGGGAACGAUCUCACUAAAAUUGCUAGCGUCAUAGAAACCAAGACUUUAACUCAAAUCAAGCACAAAUUGAAAAGUCAGGGCCUCGAGGGUCCGGGUCCAGAACGUGUUGAGGGGGCAGAAAAUGAUGAUGAGAAGAAUGCUGGCAGGUCUCCUGAGAAUGAGUCGGGGCAUGUUCAAGAACUACCCGAGGUGUCUACAGUUUCAGUUGAUCGCGGUAGAAGGAAGCAAACUUUUUCUGAGCGAAAUGACCCAGACCUCCCCGACCAAAAAAAACGACGUUUGGAUUCGGGUUCAGGGCCUUCAGUUUUGACCAUACCGAAAAUCAAGGGACCGGUAGUUGCUAGACAUGUGGUGCCAGUCGCAGGGGUCCAAAGAACGCCGAUAACAGUGCAGACCUCGCCUGCGGGCAAACCUCGCGUCGUUCCAAUCACACCGUCAGCUUCCAAUGUUCUAUCCCACGCGCAUAUGCGAAAACAGGCGGUGAUGUCACAGGAACUAAAAUAUGAACAGUAUUCUGAGGACGAAGGCGAUGAUCACUUUGGAGAUGAUGACGAUGACGAUGAUGAUGAUGAGGAAUCGGAUGCGCCCUACUACUCCGAAGAUGAAACAGGCGGCAAUAGUACCCCACAAAAUUGA
Echinococcus granulosus is the source of this 816-nucleotide messenger RNA. Its product is annotated as MLL1/MLL complex subunit. The coding region runs from base 1 to 816 and encodes 271 amino acids. The transcript is spliced from 3 exons. Lineage: Eukaryota; Metazoa; Platyhelminthes; Cestoda; Cyclophyllidea; Taeniidae. The record is from RefSeq and is a predicted model, not a curated record.